This is a messenger RNA of Vigna radiata var. radiata (mung bean), 492 nucleotides long. RefSeq lists its product as uncharacterized. The record is from RefSeq and is a predicted model, not a curated record. Bases 1 to 492 code for a protein of 163 amino acids. The transcript is spliced from 3 exons. NCBI's taxonomy places the organism in Eukaryota, Viridiplantae, Streptophyta, Magnoliopsida, Fabales, Fabaceae.
AUGGCUUCUGCAGUUGUUUCUUCUUCUAAUAAUUCUCAGGCGCAGUCACAUUCCUCAACUUUGGGACUUUCUCAAGAGCAAAUUCAAGGUCUAUUGACACUUCUUCCUCAAUCUAAUCCCACAGUCACACAUUCUACUGGUCUAGACAAGUCAACCCUACAGAUGAUUGGGAAAGCUGAAGAAAGAGAUGGCUUGUAUGUCAUGAUAGUUCCUGCAUCCCCACCCCUUGCUUCACCAACUGAUCACUAUGCAGCAGUAAUAAGGAUCCUGAGAUAUAUCAAGAAAAAUCCAAGACAAGGAUUAUUCUUUCCCUCCAACACAGAACAUUCUCUCAAGGCUUUUAAUGAUUCUGAUUGGGCUGCUUGCCCUGAUACUAGAAGGUUUGUGACUGCUUUUAAUGUGUUCUAUGGUGCAUCCUUAAUCAGCUGGAAAUCCAACAAGCAAGGUACUAUCUCUAGAUCAUUAACUGAAGCAGAAUAUAGAGCCUUUUAG